Pleurotus ostreatus (oyster mushroom) is the source of this 912-nucleotide messenger RNA. RefSeq lists its product as uncharacterized. NCBI's taxonomy places the organism in Eukaryota, Fungi, Basidiomycota, Agaricomycetes, Agaricales, Pleurotaceae. The record is from RefSeq and is a predicted model, not a curated record. The transcript has 4 exons. The coding region runs from base 1 to 912 and encodes 303 amino acids.
AUGCCCAGCAUUGGACCAGAGAUUCCCGCUCAUCUAUUGAGAAAUACCACCCCAGGAGACGAGCAGCAAGGGGAACCCUCCAUAGGCCCGAAAAUUCCGCAUGCACUUACUACUGCUCCCGACGACGAUGACGACGACGACGACUACACCCCUCUACCCCCAGACUUAGUCGCAUCAAGAUCAAGUGAUAAAGUACGUCCCGCAAGGCCUAUAUUAGGACCAUCUUUCCCGCCUGCUCCAGGAAGCAGCGUAACUUUCGACGACUCUGAUGAUGACGAGGUUGGGCCGAAGCCCUUGCCCGCAGGCAUCAAGUACAGGGAGCAGGAUGCCGUUGCGCAGUUCAUAGAAAAGGAAGAGGCCAGAAGGAAGAACGCGGAGGAAGCAGCGAAACCAAAAACCCUGAAGCGAGACGAAUGGAUGUUGGUGCCGCCAUCAUCCUCUGAUUUGUUAGGCAAUUUGGAUCCUACAAAACUUAACAAACCCCGCCAAUUCUCCCGUUCUGCAGCGCCUGCUCGUGAAGUUGACAACUCACUAUGGACAGAGACGCCCGCAGAACGUCAACAACGAAUUGCUGAUGAAGUCGCAGGGAAGAAACGCAGAGCUGCUAAUGCUGAACCCGCGCUAUCAGUCGAAGAAGAGCUAGAGAUGCGUAAGAAGAGAAGGGUGGAUGAAGCAAUACGGAAGGGGGUCGAGGAGCAUACGCGCAACAUACGAGGCUCAGCCCUCGUAGACCGCCAUGCCAAAUCAUCGAAGCAGGAUGAUGACCCAAAAGCGAGCGCUAUAUGGGAACAUGGCAGAGAUAUGUCUCUCGGAGGAAGACUUAUGGACGAUUCUACUCGGGCAAAGAUGCUCAAGGAUGCGAAGAGCCUCGGAGACAGGUUUGGAUCUGGAUCAAAAGGUGGCUUCUUGUAA